Aspergillus luchuensis is the source of this 555-nucleotide messenger RNA. RefSeq names its product ADP-ribosylation factor family protein (gene ARF6). The record is from RefSeq and is a predicted model, not a curated record. Lineage: Eukaryota; Fungi; Ascomycota; Eurotiomycetes; Eurotiales; Aspergillaceae. The coding region runs from base 1 to 555 and encodes 184 amino acids. Gene Ontology annotation, cellular component: cytoplasm. Gene Ontology annotation, biological process: vesicle-mediated transport; intracellular protein transport. The transcript is spliced from 5 exons. Gene Ontology annotation, molecular function: GTP binding; GTPase activity.
AUGGGUGGUCAAGUGUCCAAGAUUAUGGGGAAGAUUUUCGGUACGAAGGAGAUGCGGAUUUUGAUGCUGGGUUUGGAUGCUGCUGGAAAGACCACAAUCCUCUACAAAUUGAAGCUCACCAAUCAGGACGUCACCACUAUCCCUACCGUCGGUUUUAACGUUGAAAGCGUCACCUACAAGAAUGUCAAGUUCAAUGUUUGGGAUGUUGGUGGACAGGACAAGAUCAGACCCCUCUGGAGACACUACUACUCUGGCACACAAGGAUUGAUUUUCGUCGUGGACUCCAGCGACACUGCUCGUUUGGAGGAAGCUCGCUCCGAACUUCACAAGAUUAUCAACGAUCGCGAAAUGAAGGAUGCUCUUCUGCUGGUCUUUGCUAACAAGCAGGAUGUUCAAGGCCACAUGAGCCCCGAGGAAGUUACUCAAGCGCUACAGCUCACCAAGUUGAAGGAUAAGCUGUGGUACGUUGCUCCAAGUGUCGCAACGGAGGGAACUGGUAUCUUUGAGGGCCUGGCAUGGCUCUCCAACAACGUCAAGACGCAACCUCAGAAAUAA